AUGCGCCGCUCAUUAUUACGGGCUGUCGAGUCCACCAAACCCCUUGCUCGGGUGUCACGCUCAGUUUCGCGAGGUUACAGCACCGUCAACGAAACUGGCACCAAGGAUCCCGCCGAGUUAGACCAAAUCACUACGCUGCCGAAUGGCAUCCGCGUCGCCACCGAAUCUCUUCCCGGCCCCUUCGCAGGUGUCGGAGUUUACGUUGACGCCGGGUCUCGCUACGAGGAUGCGAGCUUGCGAGGUGUGAGCCAUAUCAUGGAUCGUUUGGCCUUUAAGUCAACCAAGACACGCACUGCGGAUCAAAUGCACGAGACGCUAGAGUCACUGGGUGGGAACAUUCAGUGCGCCUCUUCCCGUGAGUCGUUAAUGUACCAGUCCGCCAGCUUCAACUCGGCCGUCCCGACAACGCUCGGGUUGUUGGCGGAGACCAUACGCGAUCCCCUUAUUACAGAGGAAGAGGUUCUACAGCAACUUGCUACCGCGGAAUACGAGAUCAACGAGAUUUGGGCGAAACCGGAGCUUAUCCUGCCCGAGUUGGUGCACACGGCCGCCUACAAAGAUAAUACGUUAGGGCAUCCUCUGCUCUGUCCGCGCGAGAGAUUGACUGAGAUCAACAAGGCUGUUGUGGAAAAGUAUAGAGCAACUUUCUUCCGUCCCGAACGCAUGGUUGUUGCCUUUGCUGGUGUGCCGCAUCACGAAGCAGUAAGGCUCACAGAGUCGUUGUUCGGUGAUAUGCAAGGACCUAGCACGAACAAUGGACCUAGCCUGUCGGGGACCGGUGUUGACACCACCUUGUCAGAUUCAAAGUCUGAAGGACAAUUUGCGGCCGCUCCUCAGUUUACACCGACCUCAACGGUCGCGUCUGCCCCUGCCACAACCGACUCAAGCAUUCUUUCGAAACUCCCCUUUCUCAAAAAAUUCGGGUCCAAUAAUCCCUCAUCCUCAGAGUCUGCACCAGUAGAUCUGACCCAAGCUUCCCACUACACCGGUGGAUUUCUAACUCUCCCCCCUAUUCCUCCGCCAGCGAAUCCUAUGCUCCCUCGAUUGAGCUAUAUCCACCUCGCCUUCGAGGCGCUUCCCAUUUCCGACCCUGACAUCUACGCUCUUGCAACCCUCCAAACACUCCUUGGAGGUGGCGGAUCCUUCUCCGCCGGCGGCCCGGGGAAGGGAAUGUACUCUCGUCUGUAUACAAACGUGCUUAAUCAACACGGCUGGGUCGAAAGUUGCAUUGCGUUCAAUCACGGCUACACAGACAGCGGUAUCUUCGGUAUCUCCGCUUCAUGCAGUCCCACCCGCAUCAACCAAAUGGUCGAAGUGAUGUGCCGCGAACUUCAAAACCUCACCCUCGACACCGGGUACACGUCUCUCCAGCCGCAGGAGGUCAACCGCGCGAAGAACCAGCUGCGCUCGUCACUUUUAAUGAACCUUGAGUCGCGCAUGGUUGAGCUCGAGGAUCUAGGCCGCCAGGUGCAAGUUCACGGCCGGAAGAUCGGCGUCACGGAGAUGUGCAAGCACAUUGAGUCUCUUACCGUUGAGGAUCUGCGACGCGUCGCGCGCAAGGUCUUCGGUGGCCAGGUCCAUAACAAAGGACAGGGUACUGGUAAGCCUACUGUUGUGCUUCAGGAGGGUGAGCUGGAAGGAUUCAAGUUGCGUCCCUUCGCGUGGGAUGAGAUUCAGGAACGGAUAGCAAGAUGGAAGCUGGGGAGGUUGUAG
Messenger RNA from Aspergillus nidulans FGSC A4, 1713 nucleotides. RefSeq names its product mitochondrial-processing protease subunit alpha. Gene Ontology annotation, molecular function: metalloendopeptidase activity; signal peptidase activity; metal ion binding. The record is from RefSeq and is a predicted model, not a curated record. Lineage: Eukaryota; Fungi; Ascomycota; Eurotiomycetes; Eurotiales; Aspergillaceae. The transcript has 2 exons. Gene Ontology annotation, cellular component: mitochondrial matrix; mitochondrial processing peptidase complex; mitochondrion. Gene Ontology annotation, biological process: mitochondrial protein processing; protein localization to mitochondrion; proteolysis. Bases 1 to 1713 code for a protein of 570 amino acids.